Messenger RNA from Sceloporus undulatus (fence lizard), 1727 nucleotides. It is a transcript of the gene YARS2, whose product is annotated as tyrosyl-tRNA synthetase 2. The record is from RefSeq and is a predicted model, not a curated record. NCBI's taxonomy places the organism in Eukaryota, Metazoa, Chordata, Lepidosauria, Squamata, Phrynosomatidae. Gene Ontology annotation, molecular function: RNA binding; ATP binding; tyrosine-tRNA ligase activity. Gene Ontology annotation, cellular component: mitochondrion; cytosol. Gene Ontology annotation, biological process: tyrosyl-tRNA aminoacylation. The transcript has 5 exons. The coding region runs from base 22 to 1464 and encodes 480 amino acids.
UGCGCACUUUCCGCAACCAAGAUGGCGGCGCCCACACUGCGCGCAGGGCAGCGCUGGCUCUUGGCGGCGACGCGGCUCCCUCAGCUCCACGGCCAGCGCCGGAAAGGCCUCUUGGCCUCCCAGCUGGAGCGGGGCCUCUUCCAGGAGGUGUUCCCGCCUCAGGCGGCUGAGGAGGGGGAGCUGCUCCGCCUCUUGGAGCCCGGCGGCCAAGCGCCACCCGCGACGGUCUACUGCGGCUUCGACCCGACGGCCGACUCGCUCCACGUCGGACACCUCUUAACAGUGCUGGGCUUGCUGCACUUCCAGCGCGCGGGCCAUGACGUCAUCGCGGUGGUGGGCGGGGCCACGGCGCGGCUGGGGGACCCGAGCGGAAGAGACAAGGAGCGCGAGCCGCUGUCGGAGGCGCGCGUGCGCGAACAGGCGGCGGGGCUGCGCGAGGGGCUGCAGAGGCUCUUCCAGAACCAUCGCGAGAUCUUCUGGGAGGCAAGGGGCGGGGCCCGCCUGGGCCGUCUGACGCUAUUGGACAACGCCGAGUGGCUGGAGCGCGCGCCCGUGCUGGACUUCCUGCUCUGCCUGGGCCCCCAUCUGCGCAUGGGCGCCUUGCUCUCCCGGCAGAGCUGCAAGGCCCGCCUCGGCAGCCCCGAAGGCAUGGCCCUGGCCGAGUUCCUCUACCCGGCCCUCCAAGCCUACGACUUCCUCCACCUCCGGAGGCAGCACCGCUGCCGGGUCCAGCUGGGAGGGGCAGACCAGAUGGGGAACAUCAUGUCCGGAUACGAGCUGGUCUCCAAGGUCACAGGCGAAGACGUCUUCGGAAUAACCGUGCCUCUUAUUACCAACACUGCUGGGAAUAAACUGGGGAAGUCUGCUGGGAAUGCGGUUUGGCUGAACAGAAGCAGGACCUCUCCUUUUGAACUGUACCAGUUCUUUGUUAGGCAGCCAGAUAACAUUGUAAAAAGGUAUCUGAAGCUUUUCACUUUCCUUCCUCUUCCGGAAAUCAAUCACAUUAUGGAAAUGCAUGCUAAAGAGCCUGAGAAAUGGGGACCACAGAAAAGACUUGCUGCGGAAGUAACUAAGCUUGUUCAUGGCAAGGAAGGUCUGGAAUCUGCUAAGAGAUGUACAAGGGCCCUUUAUUACAGUGAUAUAGCUGCACUGGAGACUAUGUCUGACCAAGAGCUACAGGAACUCUUCAAUGAAGCACCAUAUAUUGAGCUGCUGCUUGAACCUGGAACAACGGUACUUGAUUUAUGUCGGAAAGCUAAUGCUGUUGCAGAUGGACCGAGAGGGUAUCGUGACAUAACAAGUGGUGGAGUUUCUAUAAACCAUGUUAAAGUUACUGAUCCUGAUACUAUUCUUGUUCUUGGACAACAUAUACUGAGUAAUGGUUUGUCACUCCUUCGGAUUGGAAAGAGAAAUUACUACAUUGUGAAAUGGCUUCAGUUGUCACAUGAAGAACAAAAAUGUUAAUUUUUUUUAGGUAUGUUAUAGGAGUACACAUUACUUGAAGGGACUUCAAGGGAAAGUAUGUACAACUAACAAGAAAAGUUGGACACUUGUGGAGUGAUUACUUUUUUCUCACUGUGUGAGAUUUGCUAAACUGUAGGAUCAUUUGGAAGAUGGAUGGCAUUUCAUUCCAUACUUUGAUCACAGAACAUGUAGAUUCUAUCCAAAUAAUGUAACGAUGAAAGCAUUUAUAAUACAAUAAAAGAAAAUGGUUAACUUUUCAGUUA